Myodes glareolus (Bank vole) is the source of this 4836-nucleotide messenger RNA. The record is from RefSeq and is a predicted model, not a curated record. NCBI's taxonomy places the organism in Eukaryota, Metazoa, Chordata, Mammalia, Rodentia, Cricetidae.
CCCGGGCAGCCUGAGCCGCGCGCCGCGUCGCUGUAAUCGGACACCCAGCGCUCGCCCCCGGCGCCCGGCCACUUGCCAUUCACUCCGAGGUGCGGAGUUGAGCGACGUGGAGGAAAAGGGCUCCGGGUGCCGCGGCUCUCCCGCCCGGGAUUCUUCUACAAAGAAACUCAGCAUCAGGCAGCAAGAAACCAGCCCUCGGGACUCUUAAGUCACUGAAGGUCUUCUGGCGGAAGGACCUGGGGGACUGGGACGCAGGCUGGAACAAGUGGCUGACUUCUCGUGGAUCUCUUCCCACCUCGGUAUUUUCCCUUGGACAUUCAUUUUCAAAUCAGAAGAAAUGGCAUUCCGGGCGAUUUGCAUGUUGGUUGGAGUAUUUAUUUGUUCUGCUUCUGUCAGAGGAUCUUCCCAGCCCCAAGCAAGAGUUUAUUUAACAUUUGAUGAGCUUCGAGAAACCAAGACCUCUGAAUAUUUCAGCCUGUCCCACCACCAGUUAGACUACAGGAUAUUACUGAUGGAUGAAGAUCAAGACCGGAUAUAUGUGGGGAGCAAAGACCACAUCCUGUCCUUGAAUAUCAACAAUAUCAGUCAAGAACCUUUGAGUGUUUUCUGGCCGGCAUCAACAAUCAAAGUUGAAGAAUGCAAAAUGGCUGGCAAAGAUCCUACACAUGGCUGUGGUAAUUUCGUCCGUGUUAUCCAGACAUUCAACCGAACUCACCUUUACGUCUGCGGGAGUGGCGCUUUCAGCCCGGUGUGCACUUACCUAAACAGGGGAAGGAGAUCCGAGGACCAAGUUUUCAUGAUUGACUCUAAGUGUGAAUCUGGAAAAGGACGAUGUUCCUUCAACCCCAAUGUGAACACUGUUUCUGUAAUGAUCAACGAGGAGCUGUUCUCGGGAAUGUACAUAGAUUUCAUGGGAACAGACGCUGCUAUUUUUCGAAGUUUAACCAAGAGGAAUGCAGUCCGAACGGAUCAGCACAAUUCAAAAUGGUUGAGUGAACCUAUGUUUGUGGAUGCACAUGUUAUCCCAGAUGGUACUGAUCCAAAUGAUGCUAAGGUGUAUUUCUUCUUCAAAGAAAAACUGACCGACAACAAUAGGAGCACCAAACAGAUUCAUUCCAUGAUUGCAAGAAUAUGUCCUAAUGACACUGGUGGACAGCGUAGCCUUGUCAACAAGUGGACCACAUUCUUAAAGGCAAGACUUGUGUGCUCCGUCACAGAUGAAGAUGGCCCCGAGACACAUUUUGAUGAAUUAGAGGAUGUGUUUCUGCUAGAAACUGACAAUCCGAGGACCACCCUUGUGUACGGCAUCUUCACCACGUCCAGCUCUGUUUUUAAAGGAUCUGCAGUGUGUGUGUACCAUUUAUCUGAUAUACAGACUGUAUUCAAUGGGCCUUUUGCUCACAAAGAAGGCCCCAAUCACCAGCUAAUAUCCUAUCAAGGCAGAAUUCCAUACCCUCGCCCUGGCACUUGCCCAGGCGGGGCAUUUACACCCAACAUGAGAACCACCAAGGACUUCCCAGAUGAUGUGGUCACCUUUAUUCGCAACCACCCUCUGAUGUACAAUUCCAUCUACCCCAUCCACAGACGGCCUCUGAUUGUCCGCACAGGCACUGAUUAUAAGUACACGAAGAUCGCCGUGGACCGCGUGAAUGCUGCUGACGGGCGGUACCACGUCCUCUUCCUGGGGACAGAUCGGGGCACCGUGCAGAAGGUGGUGGUCCUGCCAAGCAACAGCUCUGCCAGUGGGGAGCUCAUUCUGGAGGAGCUACAAGUCUUUAAGAACCAUGUUCCCAUAACAACAAUGAAAAUUUCAUCUAAGAAGCAACAGUUGUAUGUGAGCUCCAACGAGGGGGUUUCCCAGUUGUCCCUGCAUCGCUGCCACAUCUAUGGCACAGCCUGUGCCGACUGCUGCCUGGCUAGGGACCCCUACUGUGCCUGGGACGGCCACUCCUGCUCCAGAUUCUACCCCACGGGAAAGCGGAGGAGCCGAAGACAAGACGUGAGACACGGGAAUCCGCUGACGCAAUGCAGAGGGUUCAAUCUGAAAGCAUACAGAAACGCCGCCGAAAUCGUUCAGUACGGAGUCCGAAAUAACAGCACUUUCCUUGAGUGUGCCCCAAAGUCUCCGCAGGCAUCUGUCAAGUGGCUGCUGCAGAAAGAUAAAGACAGGAGGAAGGAGGUUAAACUCAAUGAGCGCAUUAUAGCCACUUCCCAAGGCCUGCUGAUUCGCUCUGUUCAGGAUUCAGACCAAGGGCUGUAUCACUGCAUCGCCACAGAGAACGGUUUCAAGCAGACCAUAGCCAAGAUUAACUUCAAAGUCUUAGAUUCGGAAAUGGUGGCCGUUGUGACAGACAAGUGGUCCCCAUGGACUUGGGCAGGCUCCGUGAGGGCUCUCCCCUUCCAUCCGAAGGACAUCCUGGGGGCAUUCAGCCACUCGGAAAUGCAGCUCAUCAACCAGUACUGCAAAGACACCCGGCAGCAACAUCAGCAGCUGGGAGAGGAACCGCAGAAGAUGAGGGGGGACUACGGCAAGCUGAAGGCGCUCAUCAACAGCAGGAAGAGCAGGAACAGAAGGAAUCAGCUUCCAGAGUCAUAGACAUUCAUCGGUGGAGCUGUGCUUUCCAUAACAAAUGCUCUGUCUUCGUUGGUCAACUACUGAGCAAAGUCUCGAGCUUUCCCCAUGAGAAAUUACCGACAAAAGCGGGAGACUCGCUCUCGAGUGCGUUCUCUGUGAACUUAAACGAGCAUGCAUCUUCUUGUAUGAUACAGACUAGCACUAGACAUGUCAUGGUCCUCAUGGUGCACAGAAAUAUUUAACUUAUCCCAGAUUUUAUUUAUAUCUUUAUGUGUCUUUUCUUCAACUUCAAUGCAGCAACAGAAGCAGAACUGUUACACCCUCGGUUAAGCGAGGGCCAUAAAUUACCCUGGGCUGUUACUUCCCCGCCCUAGGGGUUCGGCUUUGUUAGUUGUCGGUGGUUUUUAUACACAAAAGCGAAUUCCAGUUCACAAUUUUCACAUAGUAAAUGUCCUAUAAAUGCACGUGACAGAAUAAUCAUCCAAAAAAGUCAUGUAGGUUAGACAAAUGGCGGAGAAGAGAGCAUCCAGAUGUUAUUUAAAAACAAGAGUGACUCAUAAAAAGAACAUGAUGAGUUCAUAUGCUUCCAGUGGGUUCUGUUCUUGCUUGUCCCUUUGUUUAAGCUUGUAAUAUGUGCCAGCUGCUGAGAUCUUCCAUCAGUCUUUGUUCCCUUGGGUCAGGAAGAUAAAAUGAAUAACCUGUGCCAUCCAGGCCUUUGAUGGGAAACGUAUCAGUGAGGCAUCAGCAUUUCUACUGUUAUGUUACCAUCUUCCAAACAAAAGCACUUUGGGUUUUCUUUGGAAGUUAUUUAAGUUAUUAUAGACUUGUAUAUGCUCUUACGUUAUUUAACUGAUUUACUGCUUGAUUUUAAUUUCCUCGUCCACUUGGCAAAUUAAGCAAAACAAGGAGAAAACAUUGUGGAAACAUCCGACAUCUCCACGCAGAGUGAAGCUAUCAGAAUGCUUGGAUUGUUUUAUGAGAAAACGACACUAAAAAUAUUUUCUCCACUUUAAAAACGAAAUGGAUAAAUUAUGGGAAAUUUCCUCAUACUUCUUUUAAUGAUAGAACUUAUAUUUUUCAAAGAAAAAUCAAUUUUGAUACAGGUUUAAAUACAUGCUUAAAUUUCCAGAAAGAAAGAGAAAUGAUACCAAACACGAUUGAAACACACUUCUUAUAAACAGUUCAUAAAGAAGGUAAUAAAAGGGGAUCAGCUCUUUUUUGAGUAUUGUGAACAAAACAUGGGGAAGGAAAUCAUGUGUAGGGAGGGGUGUAAGUCGGUGGUAGGUUGUAGGUUACACGUUUAGCGUGCACAAGAACCAGGGUUCUAACACAAGGAAAUGAAGAAAGGUAGGGAAGAGGAAAAUCAGAGCGGUCAGAGGGAAAGACAGACACAAAAGAAGGAAGAUCAGAGGGGAAGAAAAAGGAAGGGAAAGAUGGAGGGAUUGCACUCAUUAUCAGAAGAUAAAGAUGCGUUUAGUUAAGAGAUGGUAAACUUUGGUGUUCUAAGAGGCACCUCAAUGGUGUGAAAAACAGCAGUUUAGAGAGCAUAAAUGUCAUCCAAUUCUGUUUUCAAACUGUUGUUCCAAAUGCAUACUGUGCUACAAUAAUCUAUGGUGUUCCCAUCCUUAAAUGGUUUGCGUGCCUAAAACGUUCACAUUUUAUUUUUUCUUAUACAUGCAAAAAUAGCGGUGUGUUUACAUGCAAUGCUAACACCGUCCUCUGUGUUUGCAAUUAAUCUAGUGUAUGAACAAAGUGAAAGAAAAUGACUUCCAAGGCACAGUGCCCUGGCGCUGUACAGCUUCACGUGGUUAGAUGGUGAUGUUUAAGUCUAUGCUUUUAUUUGUUCUAUUUAAUACCUCCUGUUUUUUUAAAACCAUAAUUACAUUUUAAAUACCCGUGUCUUUUCUUUUAAAGAUAUAGAAAUUACUAUUCAACCUAACCCUGCCAAAUGUAAAAUAAAUGUAUUUCUCAAAAACAUAAUUAAUACAAGUUGUAUAUGGGUGACUAGUAGGUUUUUUGUGUACUUGGGCAGUUUGUUGAUUUAGCAUGUUUUCCAUUUGUAUUGUAUAUAAAAUUACCUAGAAAUGCACUUUUCCCCCCAAAGUGUAGGCUUGUGAAUAGACUUAGCAUGAUGAAGCUGUCAUUCAGUGAAUGUUCACCAUGUGUAGAGAAAGCAAACUAGAUGUACUUACCACAUGAAAAUUGAAUUAGAUGUCGAAGAAAUCAUUUGUCUGGCAAAAUAAAACAUUGAAUUCCCUGGA